Medioppia subpectinata is the source of this 1169-nucleotide messenger RNA. The record is from the annotation of a GenBank genome assembly. NCBI's taxonomy places the organism in Eukaryota, Metazoa, Arthropoda, Arachnida, Sarcoptiformes, Oppiidae.
AUGUAUAUGAUUUUGGACAAUAAGUGUCUGUUUAGUGGCGAUGUCUUCAUCAACAAUAAGAGAAAAGGAAAUAUUAUUUUAUCCAUUUGUCAAAAUAACAAUUCAAUGACGGGUAUUUUAGAUAUUGAUCGCCAAUUAUAUUCAUUGACUCAAAGGAAGAGACAUAAGAAUAGAGUAAAACGAUGGACAGAAUCGUAUUUCUUGGAACUGAUUCCUUACUCAACAGAUGAGAGAGGCAUUUGUGGCAAUCAUUUUAUCAAGACAAGUCGGGGACCAGAGGUCAGAGCGAAUGCCAAACCUAAUCAAAACUUUGGUUUGGUUACACUAAACAUCUCCGUAUCGAUUGACGAGUUGUUAUUUAGACACAGAUUUGGUCUCGACAUGAAAGUGGCCGAAGAGUUUGCGGUCAUUCAUAUGGCAUUCCUUCAGAAGCUGUUAAAUCAACGAAAUCUAAUAGAUGUGAUCAACAUUACGCUUGUCAUCACUGACUUUUCAAUAGCACCCUAUUAUGAGACCCACAACUGGAGUACAACAGAUUAUUUGCAACAUUUCUGCCGGUGGUCUGAGGCCGCGAAGAAAGCAGAUCUUCACGUGUUGUUCACACGAUCUAAUCUAUGGAUGAUUAACAAUAAGGGCAUACCUGAGACCAAUGUGUUGGGUAUGGCGUACACAGAAACCAUGUGCAAAUGGCAAAAAUGUAUGAUAGUAAAGCAUCUUGAUGGUUUUUCGUCACUUCGCACACUGGUUCACGAGUUCGGACACUUUUUGGGGGCCAAUCACGACGGUUCUAAGGGUCUCGGGACUGACGCCUGCGAUGCCAGGAGUUUCAUAAUGAGUCCAUAUCUCGGGGAUAGCCGUAUGACUUGGUCUGCGUGUAGUCUCCGGCAAGGCCGCGGGUUAUAUUGCAUGCGACGGUCUGCGGAGCCGAAGCCACUCCGCGCCCAACUGGACAUAACCACAUUUGAGGCCCGACAUCCAGGAAUCAAUUACACGGCAGACAAACAGUGCAAAUAUAUAUACAGCGAUAAAUACACACAUUAUAAAGACGAUAGUGUCAAAUAUUUGUUUGAGUCUAAAGUGUGCCAACAAUUGGUUUCGUUUGAGUACUUCGGGGGCUCUCGAGGGCACCAGUUGUGGACCAAACAGAAUGUGUGACCGAGAGAUAUGUC